Messenger RNA from Dermacentor silvarum, 2137 nucleotides. RefSeq lists its product as uncharacterized. NCBI's taxonomy places the organism in Eukaryota, Metazoa, Arthropoda, Arachnida, Ixodida, Ixodidae. The transcript is spliced from 4 exons. The coding region runs from base 470 to 2137 and encodes 555 amino acids. The record is from RefSeq and is a predicted model, not a curated record.
ACACCACGAGAGUGAGCAUAACUUCGAAGUUGAAGUGGAGACAUUGACGUUUGACACGUAUGCAGAUUUCCUGUCUUGGAAAGAUAAUGUGGAGAGCGAGACUUGCAGCCAUUUUGUUGCUUCUACUGGAAGAAAAGAAAAUUCGCCAGGAGUGUUCAGGCGAUAUCUAAAUUGUCACCGUUCCGGGACAUAUAUAGAGCUCCCUACAAAGCUGUGCGAACGUCAGAUUAAAGUGCAAGGCAGCAGCAAAAUAGGCAUACAUUGCUUUGCAUUGCUUGAGGUUACAGAAAGGGAUAACAAAGUCUUUUUAGUAUUUCAGAACCACCACUAUGGACACCUGGAUGAGAUAGCUCAUCAGAGGCUCUCUGUGGCUGAGAAAAAAGUAAUUGCAGGUAGACUAGCAGAAGGAGUGCCACCGAAGACCAUUUUGCAAAAAAUCAAGGCAGGCACAAGUGCAGCUAGCAGUCGAAUGAAACUUGUCACAAGAGAGGACCUUCGGAACAUCCGCGAUAAGUAUAAUAUUGACAAAUCAGAGCGGCGACAUCCUGAUGAUUUUACGAGUGUGGAGUUAUGGGUUAAAGAAAUGGAAGAGAAGGAUUUAAACACGGGAAAUGAGCUGAUGAGCCCAGAAAAUGAGCCAAGUAAGGCAGGCAGUGACUCGCCUCUUUUGUAUUACAGGAAAGAGGCUGAUCCGAGCAGUUCUGAAGGCAACUUUGAGCUUGCCUUGAUGACCUUCCCACAGAGAGAACUACUUUGUAAGCUAGGAAUAGAGAAAUUGUGUAUUGACUCUACACAUGGCACAAAUAGGUACAAGUUUCAGCUGACAUUGCUAACCAUCUCGGAAGAUGGCUGUGGUAUUCCAUGUGCCUACUUGAUUUCUAAGAGAGUUAACACUGAAACGAUGGUGAGGUUUUUUGAGGCCAUCAAGGGAAAGGUAGGCGUGAUAGAGUGUAAAGCAUUCAUGUCCGAUGAUGCCCCUGUUUAUGGCAACACAUGGGAGCAAGUGAUGGGUCCCUUGAAGAAUCGGUGGUUGUGUAUCUGGCAUGUGAUGCGCAGCUGGAACGCACACCUCAAUAUGAUUAGUAGCAUCAAGUACAGGAGUGUCACAAGAGAAACCUUGCACGCACUAAUCAAUGCAGAUGAAACAGAAAUAGAUGAGAAAGUAAAAGAAUUUCUUAACCUACCUUCCAAGUUGCACACACAGAAUAACCUUGCUUCCAAAGAUCUAGAGGAUCUGGAAAGUUUUACUAAAUACUUUGAGAAAACUUGUGCUAAGAGAGUAAUUCAGUGGGCCUAUUGCUAUAGAAAGCAGGUAGGCUUAAAAACAAACAAUCACAUUGAAUCAAUGCACAAGACUCUGAAGUACUCCUACUUUGGUGGCCAAGUAAAUGUGCGGCUGGACAAGCUAAUCUAUGUACUUUUUACCUUGACAGCUGACAAACUUUUCAACAGGGCUGUUGCACUUAUAAAAGGCAAAGUCGACCAUCGCAAAUCUGCUAUCUUCAAAAAGCACAAAGCAGGCGUUGAUAUUCAGACAUCCGAUAUUGACAGAGUGGGAUAUGGCGUAUGGCAGGUAAAAUCUCAGAGCAUAGUUAACUUUCAUCACAUCGUGAAAAAGACUGGCAGGACUUGCACAAGUUGUGAGCUCCAUUGCAAGCACUGCGAGGCUUGCCAUAACAUGUACACAUGUACAUGUCUUGACCAUGUAACAUAUGUGCACAUGUGCAAGCACAUUCAUGCUGUUGCUUUGAUGGUGCUGCAGUCAAGCAAGUUGCCGAGCCAUGAAACCAGUUGCUCUGGUGUCUCUUUUAAUAAUGGUAGUCAAAGCUUUUGUGUCAUUGAUGAUCCCAGCUGCUUAAUGGCCAGUGCUCAAGGUAUCAUGCAGAGCACAAAGCAAUGUUUGAAAGAAGAAAAAACAGAAAAAAGAAUUGAAAAGUUCAAAGUGCAAGCUGAGGCUGCUUUUCAACAGAUAUUGAAAAACCUUCCUGAAACAAGUUGCGAGAAAAUGGAUUCUAUAGAACAUGACUUAACAAAGUUAGUUAAAAAGCACAAGCUUGCAGACAGGAGAGAGCCUGCAGGAAAGCUUAGAUUGGUGCCUCCAAACAAAAACCUUCAGAAACAGCGGAGUGUAAAUUGA